AUGUCCCAGCCGACUGAGAUUUCCAUAAAAGUGAGCUGGACCCACAAAAACUGCGAAUUAUUUCUUCUACAAGACUCCAGGAGGGCGAUGGAAGCCGAAAUGUCCCCGGAUUGCACGGCAGAUGGUCUUUUUCUUCGUAGAGUAAUAGUAGGUGGUGACGGCCAGUUCCGUUCACCGAUGAUAAAAGGUAUAUUUCUCGCUGUCGGGAUGUCGUAUCUCAUAGCUUUCGCAGAGAUCGCUCACUACCUUCGAAGAGCAUUCGAGGAGACACUUGCAGAUUCUACGAAGUGCUCAAAAGGUGACUCUGCAGCAGGAAGAUGUUACGGUGGUUUCGCAAGAAUAUCAACGGUCGUUAACCAAGCUCGAAAUUCCUCAAUGCCUACACUUUUCUUAGAUGCUGGUGACACUUACGAUGGUAGCAUAUGGUUUACCGUUUACAAGUGGGAGAUCGUAUCAAAGUUCUUAAAUAUAUUAGCACCAAAUGCGAGUUCACUAGGCAAUCACGAGUUCGACCAGGGGCUAGAGGGUUUAAAGCCAUAUCUAGCAAGGGCAUCGUAUCCCAUAGUAGCGUCUAAUGUGGAUCUAAAAAACAACGCUUUAUUACCCCGUUCGUCAUUGUCAAAUAGUACGAUAGUGGAAUUCAAUGGAACGCGGAUUGGUAUUAUCGGAUAUGUGACGCCAAACACAAUGUACGAAGGAAAUCCAGGAAAUGUCGAUUUUUUUGAUGAAAUAAAAUCAAUACAGCGUGAAGUUGAUAAAUUGCGCGCUAACGGCAUUGAAAUCUUCAUUGCCCUUGGUCAUUCGGGUAUCGAUAUGGACCUACAAAUUGCACGCGAAGUUGAUGGUCUUGAUAUGAUCGUCGGUGGCCAUUCGCACACUUUUCUUUAUACUGGCGAACCACCUGACAGUGAGAAAACUAAUUACACAUAUCCUAUAAAGGUCGAGAGGGAAGAUGGCUCAAUAGUUUAUGUUGUUCAAGCCUACGCGUACACAAAAUAUUUGGGUAAUAUAACAGUAGGUUUUGACCGAACUGGUAAUGUCACAAAUAUUGCCGGAAGACCUAUACUCUUGAACAAAGAAAUUGAACAGGAUCCAGAUGUUCUCGCAGAAUUGGAGAAAUGGCGGGCUCCCGUUACUACUUUGGAAAAUACCAUAGUAGGUAAAACCAAAGUUUUUCUCGAUGGUCAGUGGAAUAGCUGCAGGAAACAAGAAUGCAACCUGGGGAAUCUUAUCACAGAUGCAAUGAUCGAUUAUAACCUGAAACAUUUCAAUGGGUCUGAUGCUUGGACCGAUGCUGCUAUUGCUAUUCAUGAAAGCGGGUCAAUUAGAGCUUCAAUACCUAGAACUAAUGAUGGCAAGAUCACCAUGAGCGAUAUUUGGACAGUUCUGCCGUACAAUGACGAGAUGAUGAAAGUUACAGUCACCGGAAAAGAAAUCUUACAUGCUCUGGAAUGGAGUGUCUAUUCACUAGAGCAAAAUCAAACUGCAAACUUUAAAGGUGCUUACCUCCAAGUUUCAGGACUACGGGUGAAAUAUGAUCUGAUGCAAUCACCUGGUUCAAAAGUAUUAUACACAGAAGUGCGCUGCACCAUCUGUGAUAUCCCAAGUUUCAGUGAAAUCAAUAUUGAGGCAAACUAUACUAUUUUAUUAACCGGUUAUUUAGCCAGAGGUGGAGAUGGUUUCAAUGUGUUUAAAAAAUCGUUGGUUUCUCAUACGGAACCCAGAUGA
Molecule: messenger RNA, 1728 nt
Organism: Venturia canescens
Lineage: Eukaryota; Metazoa; Arthropoda; Insecta; Hymenoptera; Ichneumonidae
Product: protein 5NUC-like
Exons: 8
Coding region: 1-1728 (575 amino acids)
Biological process (GO): AMP catabolic process
Cellular component (GO): plasma membrane
Molecular function (GO): 5'-nucleotidase activity; nucleotide binding; metal ion binding
Source: RefSeq, a predicted model, not a curated record